AAGAGCGCCGUUGGAAAGGCUGAAACUCUCGUGUUGAGCUUGGUGGAUGUAAACAAGACAUGUCAUAGCAGCAGCUGGCGAAAAGGCAGGACUGACAUUCCCCACGUUCCCUCAGCAGUCAGCAAUCGCCAGCCAGGACACACAGCAGGAUGGACGAACAGCAACUUCCCAUCGACAUCCACCUCCCUCGUCUUGUGGAGUGGCUCAUUUCUCGGCGCCAUGUACCGCGGGAGUGGCCGGUGGAGGUGGAGGUGGUGCGCAAGAAGAUUAAUGCCGCCAUCCAGGACAUGCCAGAACACCCGGAGGUCACACGUCUCCUCUCCGGCACCUACAUCAACUACUUCCACUGCCUCAAGAUAGUGGACAUCUUGAAGGAGACAGAGAAGGACAGCAAGAACAUCCUGGGCUGGUACGGCUCACAGAGGAUGAAGGAUUGGCAGGAGGUGGUGCGUCUGUACGAGCACAACAACGUCUACCUGGCGGAGGCGGCGCAGCUGCUGGCCCGCUGUGUCAACUAUGAGGUGGCUGGAGUGAGGCGCCUCAUUGCCAAGGGGAUCCAGGUGCAGCAGGAGUGCGACAACAAGGUCAAGGAGUAUGAGAAGGGCAUCGCUGAGGCUCGCAAGAAGUACCUCAAAGUGUGCAAGCAAAUUGGCAUCGCUGGGGAUAAUGUGAAACAAGAGCUGCUGGAGUCACUGAAGACGCUGCCGCAGGAGUUCACCACCGUGGCUAAGGAGUGCCAGGGUCUGGGUGCCGCCUGUCAGCUGUACCAGGAUUUCAUCACCUUCACCCUGCCUGGCCCACACCAGCCAAAGUGCCUGCCUCUGCUAACCUUUAUCAUGGAGCACGGCAACACCACCACCUACGAGUGGCUGUAUGGAGAGGCGCCCUGCAGUGUGGAGGAGCCGCCCCUGGUGAUGGGAGGGCUGGAGGACGACACAGCGAAGGACGGCGAUGAUGGCGGGAUUGACUUUGGCGACGGCGGUGACGGGAUCGACUUUGGUGAUGCAGCGUCAGCGGGUGCGGAAGUGGACACAUCUGGGGGCAUUGACUGGGGUGCCUUGGGGGAGGGAGAGGCACAGGAGAUUGACUGGGGGGUGGGGGAGGUGGAUGAGUCGGCCGUGGUGGAGAUAGAGGUGCAGGAUUCUGGUGUGUCGGGUGGAGUGGCGCGAGGGGAUGACGCGCGCACUCUCCUUCUCAACCCCAAGACUCGUGCACAAUUCAUCGACGAGCUCCAUGAGCUCUCCGGGUUCCUGGGCCAGCGAGCAACAGAACUGGAGACAGAGGGGACAUGUUUUGCCUUGAGUCAGUUCUCCAGCGCCCCAGCCUCCGUCCAGAGCCACACGGCUGACAGUGUGCUGGCCAUGAAUGUGCAGGUGAAGGCUGUGCUGGCUCGCUUCUCCACACCUCGCAUGCAGCACCUCCUCCUCAUCAGCUGCUCCCCCAGGUAUGUGGACCGGCUGGCUGAGUCUGUGCAGGCCAAGCUGGCAGUGGGGGACAAGCUGGCGGCACUGCAGGAAAGUGCCAGACAGAAGAAGGUUGACACAAUGGAGGAACAGAAGCGCCUGGCCCCACAGCUGUCCCUCAUGGCGGCCAGGGCAAGGGAGCUGCAGAAACACAUUGAAGGAGACAUCUCAGGGCGAUACAAGAAGCGGUCUGUUAAUAUUAUGGGGGUGAACCUCUCGACGCAUGUGGCUUGAGGUGUGUGUGUGUGUGUGUGUUUGUGUGUAUGUGUGUGUGUUCUUACCUAAUUUGUGCUGUGAAUGUCAUGUGUGUGUGUGUGUGUGUAUUGAUUGUGUGUUUGUCUUAGUGGAUUCUAAAUUUUACUGUGUUCAUGAUUGCUCUCUUGGAAGGAAGGUAGGAAUAGAUUACAUAGGCUGGAAUAAAAUGUAAUGUGUAGGUAUUUCAAUGUUCACAGUAGUAAGACUCAACAAGUAAGCCUCUAUGUAUUUCCAUCAGUCAUUGAGCACAGGAAGAGAGAGGAGUGUCACUAUAUGAUCCCAGUGUUGUGGUGUCUUGAAUCAAAUCAGGGAGGCCAAGAGGAGGUCCGGACAAUACUGGAUUCCAAGAAAAGGUGAAGGAUUUGCAGCCAGAAAUACCAGUCAGUUCUCCAUGAAAGCACUGUUAUAUAUUGACCACACGUGUAUGGGUCAGGCUGGGGGUGUGAGAGAGAGAGAGAGAGAGAGAAGGGUCAUGCUGUGUGUGUGAGGAACCAAGAGAGAGAAAGUUCGGGCUAAGUGUGAGUGAGUGAGUGAGAGGUGAAGGUUCAGACUGUGUGUGUGUGAAGGAAAGGGAGAGAAAGUGCAGGAAAUUUUUACUUAACAUUUAGUGGUUUUGUUAUGCAUAUCCAGUACAGGUGGGUAAGUAAAUAAAUAUUUUGAUUGUUAA
Messenger RNA from Portunus trituberculatus (swimming crab), 2385 nucleotides. RefSeq names its product CDK5 regulatory subunit-associated protein 3-like. Lineage: Eukaryota; Metazoa; Arthropoda; Malacostraca; Decapoda; Portunidae. Gene Ontology annotation, cellular component: endomembrane system. Gene Ontology annotation, biological process: regulation of cyclin-dependent protein serine/threonine kinase activity; regulation of mitotic cell cycle. The record is from RefSeq and is a predicted model, not a curated record.